Messenger RNA from Orbicella faveolata, 5563 nucleotides. Its product is annotated as clathrin heavy chain linker domain-containing protein 1-like. The record is from RefSeq and is a predicted model, not a curated record. NCBI's taxonomy places the organism in Eukaryota, Metazoa, Cnidaria, Anthozoa, Scleractinia, Merulinidae.
AAAAAUUAUGCUGAAAAGGGUUGAGUGGGUUUGCAUCCAUGAGGAUUUUCCGUGAACCGCUUGCAAAUUUUUGAGUUUCUUAGAAAUCGUUAAAACGGAAGCAAUCUUUUAGCCUGCUGGAACACGACUGAAGAGAAAUUGUGCUAAUUAUAAGGUUUUUAGGUCGAUACAUUAGCAGAUUCAGCUCCGCACAUGUGAUGGACACGAAAAUGGCGGUAUAUUCAAAUCAGCUUCAAGAUUUCUUAAAUAAGGAACUGUUGAAUCUGGAUAGCAGUGUCAAAACUACCAAACAGGACCAUUACUGUGUGCACAAAGUAUGCUUUGAAAGACUGAUAGAUGAGCAUUCAACAUACAGAGAUCUACUUUCCAGAAUAAAGGUAGAAUAUGAAGAGUGCAUUGAGGCAAUGGAGAGAGGUCAGAGAGAGGCAGUGUAUCUGUCAGGAAAAUUAGCAGCGGCAGUCUUGGAACCUGAAACAAUCAGAAUGGUCAAAAAACGCGCAGAUGAACUGGAACUUAAAGUUGGACUGCUCAAAAUUAUAAAUCACAGGAGGAAAUCCUACGGGUUAGAGAGAUGUCAGGAGUAUCAUCCAAACAGAACAGGUCCAGCUAUCGCAAUUCAACCAGCCGUGUAUCACCAGAUACAAUUUCCAGUUAAUCUCGUAAAACGGAAAGGUUUACAAAUAAAUCCCCUCAGAUCCCGUCAUUCUUUCAUGUCGCUUCUCUUCUUUUAUCGUCAGUUUUUACUCUACACCUCACAUUCUUGUUAUCUGUGGUUACCAGGGUCUUUUCUACUGUUUGAUCAGUCAAAUCAUCCUUCACGCUCAAACUUCAUGCCGAGUCUGACUUUGGAGCAACUCACAGACACAGCGUUCCUGACAAAGAAGUUAGCUGAUCUCAAAUCCAAAGUGACGCAGGUUAAACAUGAGAACGAAACCAGGUUUGUUCCAAAAGAAACGAAAGGCCAGCUUUUCAAUCGUCUUCAAGAAAGAGAGGUUGUUAAAGAAGCCCUUCUGACUAAACGCGAGGAGCUCAAGAUGAAAAUAGUAGCUACAAAACUGUCCCUCGCUGUUUGGGAAAACAUAAGAAAGCCUUCAUUGAAAGCGCAAUCCUCAAUUGUUGGGAAAAUUGCUGUAGCCUUGAGGGAGACCAACCGAACGAUGGAGAAGGCAGAUGAAAUAUCUGAAGAAAAAACUGAGGAACUACAGCCGGACAGAAAAGAGAAACAAUACGCCUACACUGAAGAAGAAGGAAAUCAGAGGAGUGCUCUCUCCUCUCGCAUGAUCGCGGAAGAUGAUGAUCCAACCAAAGACAGAGAGGCGGAGUUUAUUCUCGAAUACAUUGAAAACUUCUUCGAGUUGUUUGAGGCGGGAAAAGUUGAAGAUGCUGCCUUACUAGCUGCACAUUCACCAAAGGGAGUUUUAAGGACAAUGGAAAAUCUCGAGAAGUUCAAAGAAUACGAUGCAGCACAUAGCGGCAGCUGUGUUUUGGCGAAGUAUUGGGAAGCUCUCCUUGCCACUGUUGCUACUGGUUGCAUGAAACCCUCAAAGUGGGAAACUAUAGAGUGUGUUAAAUGUGUUUUAGAGAAAGGAAGAAAAGAUCUCCUUACUCACUGGAUGGCACAAGAUCAGUUGACUCUAUCUGAAGAGGUUGGCCGAUUGAUUACCGACGCUUGCCGAUGUCCUGAAAGUUGUAAAUGUGGACUCAUUGGACUUGCAGAAGUUGUGUUCGCAAACGUUGGUGCUUCUAAAGAGGUUUUGGCUUGUUUUCUUAGGCAAGGACGAUUCCUCCGAGCCAUGGAUUUCUCAAAAACCAGUAAUACCUUAACGCGAACAGGCGAGUCCUGAAGUCUUGACUCUGGUUUGAUUUAAACUGGGUCAUGUCUCACACUUUUGUCCUCACAUUCCUCGCUUUUCCCCACAUCGUAGAUUUCGUAGACGCUUUUCAAAAGUUGCCAUUGACGAACGACAUGCUCUCGUUUCUGGGCGAUGAACGCACAGAAAAUCAUUUUUUGUCCGUUGACGAGAUCGAGGAUCUCUUGUCCCGUGUGCUUGUUAAUAGUAGCUGCCGCCGUGUAGCCAAACGAAUUUAUGAGGAAAUGAAUUACUCCGGGGGACAAACGUAGAGGAAACAGGCUGCAUCUAGCGAAAGAAAUGAGCACUUGUACUUUGCAGUAUGUUUUAAGACUGGUAAACUAAUGAACAUUACACCUCAUUGAACAUGAGCAACAUUUCAGGGACAUUUCCAUGUCAACCGUGGUAAGAUGGAACUCCUUGCAGCCUCUUUCAUUUCUUUCUCGAGUCCUAAACCUUGAAGAGGAAAGACACAGACUGAUGACAAGCCGGAAUUUGUAGAAAUUUUGACCUUUGAGGUAGACGACUCAAUUGAGCGUGUUACAGUAAAUUACCUUAUUAUAGCUAACUGAAAUAAAGGUGAAAAAUGCACUUAUGAAAAUAUUUUUUUCUACUGAUACUUCGACAGUUAGUUGGCUUGAUAAAAAGGUCGACUUCCUGUUAUUUCAGAAAUUAAAUAACACAGAAGCUUAACUGGAUGUGAAUAAUGAUUUUCCUUUGACCUUUGGGCUUUAUUCAGACAAAAUAUAAUCGGAAACAUAUUUUGACAGAAAAUGGCUUUACCAAAUAAACAUAGCAUUAUGCAGUUAAUCUUCGACACAGCGAUUUUAACUAUGUCUGUGUUACUGCUCCAUAUUACGGAGAACAUUGGCUUCAGCUUACACGACCACAGAACGCUGGACAAGUCGGCGCCCGCAACACACACCGCUGUGAUUGUCCAUCUUUGUAAUUUAGGUGAGUAGCUUGUGGAGUUCCGUAAGGUUAAGGGAGACUUCAAGUGACUGGAAAGGUUUGUCCUGUUAUCCCAGGAAUGGAAACUAAGAAAACUGCCAAAGAAAUUCUGGAGUCGCUGCGAAAGGAGCCUUUCUGUUUGGAGACAGACGAAAAACUAGCGAACCACCAGGUCGUUAAGGAGGCAAAAGCCGGGACACUUUCUCUCAAGGUCGUGGAACGAUUCCUUUGCGAGCAGUAUCACAUCAUAGCAGCUGACACCCGUUCUCUGGCGCACCUGGUAACCAGGUUUGAUGGCAACCAUGUCAUCCGAGAUUACUUCCAGUUCUUUUUAGACGGAGAGAGGUUGGGUUAUGGAAAAUUACUAACCAUGGCAAAGGUCAUGAAACUUUCAGAAUCUGACCUUGAGAACUACGAGCCCCAAGCCCUUGCACAGGGAUACCCGUCGUAUCUAUGUCGACUUGCGCAUUACGGAGAAGCCCCACAAAUCGCGGCAGCCAUUGCAGUAAAUUUCCCCGCGUUCGGUAAGAUGUGUUCGAGUUUCGCAGACGCUUUGAAGGAGAACUACAACAUGAAAGAAGAAGACGUGGAUUUUGUUCGAUUCUUUGCUUCUGGUGACCUUGACGAGGAAGCUGUCAAAGUGAUAGAGGCGUAUAAUGCAAAUGAUCAGGGCAAGCUAAAUGAAGUUCACUACAAGGAUAUUAAGAGAGCAGUUCGUCUUCUCCAGUCUUAUGAAGUUAUGUUUUGGGACAGUGUAUACGCUAGUUCCUGAACGCUUGUUGUUAGCUGAUUCAGAUAAAACUCUGAUUUGCUGGAAAUUUGAUGAAAUGUUUUAGAACAAAGUCAUAAUCUUUUGAAACAUCGACAAAUACGCUCGUUUAUGCGUGACUUAAGCGUUUUAACGACUUCAUAGAGGAAUGUCGUGUUGCUAAUUAGCUAUUGUUGAGCUUAGCAAGCAUUCGAUUGAUCAAUCAAUCAGUUAGUCAGUCAAUUAUUGUCAUAUAUUUCUUUAAAAAAUAAAAAGCCGUUCAAAACUGCUGCCAUCACACGUGAUUAUUUCUGUUGAACGCCGCUCGCAAUUCAUAGCUUUUAGAGGAUUUGUGUGUCUUCUUUGACAACUUGCAAUCAUUUCUGGCGGUAAAACGAACAUACCUCUCCAUUACGAACACGCAUGCGUGACUGAGAAAGCUCGUUUAACGAGCAAAAGUAACUUUGGUAACGAACGCCCUCUCCUUCCCAGCAUUCCUUUGGGCUGUGUUCUGCGAUGAUAUUGUGAGAUGUACCGUAAUAUUAAAGCUUACCUUUUUGCAUUGUUGGCCAUUUUAUUACAUAAUGUUUACCCUACAAAAUUUCAAAGCUUUUCGCCUUUCCAGUUUCAUAUUGGCCAAAAAUGGACACAAUUGUCUCGUGGACGUUUGGCUGCUUCAUUUUAACAGACUGAUAAAUUUCCUUAAUCAAUAAGAGGUUUGACGGAAGCAAUAUCAGCUGGAUUUAGGGCGUUCGAUACAGCUUUGUCUUUGACUAAGGCUUUGGUUGGAGAUCUCAUUCAUUUCAUUCACUUAACAUUUGCACCUGCUUGAUAUGCACCUCCAAUCAACAAGUCGGCGACCCUCGGCCAUAUUACUCCCUGCUGAUCAUUAACGGCAAAUGUAAUAUUGCCCGAAAUACGAGCAGAAAUAACCUCUUUGUUAUCACAAUUUUUCACUGAGUCUUAGUUACGUGCUUUGAUUGAAAUAUCUGGGGAAAACUACUUUUCCACUGUUUUAAAGAACUCUGCAACUCUACCGGAUUUGGUCAAGACUUUGUGGUGUUAACUCUGUAACAGUCUACGAGCCGAACAGUUAUCAAAAUGUCUGUAUGCAGACAGAGAAAAGACGCCUCUGCAACAAUAGACCGCUGGAUAGAUUGAGGAUUUUGCGAACAAAAAACUGAAUUACUACGGUUCGACCAAACCGAAUUGUUGCUAAAUAGCUCUGUGUUACAUUUUGGCGAGUGAUAACUUUCAGAAGGCCGGCAAAACUAUAUUUAGCUUGCACCGCUCAAAGCUGUUGGAAUAUCUUUCUAAUGGUAAGUGUUUAUGUUUCUUACAAUCUAACACAAUAUGAAAUCUUAUGUUUAUAAAACUGGUUUAUUUUAAGCGACCUGCGUUGAAAUGCGUUUCUCACAGCUUCGAUUCAGCUGACAUACACAUUCUAAUAGUAGCCACAGAUAAAUGAUUUUAAGUGACGAAUGUAAUCUGCCGAUUCAAGAAGUUACAGAAACCAAAGUGCAACACAAAUGCGAGAAAAAUAAUUAUGGCAAGUGUUUCACAAUUUUUUGACCUUUAUCUUUAGCUUUUUGUUUUAAUAAGGUGGUGUGUUUUCUUUUAGCAGAGGCUUCUGUGUAUUCACCACAGCAUGGGGCUCCUCAAACUUCGUGUUCAAGGUAUGCAAAUGUACGCAAGUAUUAUGCAAUAAUAUCAACACCCAAUUAAGUAUAAGGAGAUGGGGUCGCUAUUAUCGCAAAUAAUCUACGUUGGGAGAACUUGGAAAUUUGUAGUAACAUAUUGCAGUAUCUGAGAUAACCGUAUUCUUCAAAGCUUUUUUGUUGUUUUACCCGAUGGCCUAAGUUACUUCACAGUACAUCCGUGGAGCAGACCAUGUAUUUUAAUUUGAAAAACACAACCUCGCGACACAAGAUACCUUGAUUGGGCUGCCUGUAAUUAAUUGUGGAAGUUAUGGCAACGGAAUACUUAUCUAAAGUUGCAAAAAUUAAAAUCACAU